AUGACCUACUUUCCCGGCGCGGAGUACCGCUCGCAUACGUCUUGUAUGACAGAGGAACAAAAAUACCAGGGAGCUCUAUACAAACCCAAGAAGCAAAAGUCUGGCCAGCAAGCCUCAUCAGCGCCUCCAGCGGCGGAACCCAAGAAGAUGUCGCAACACGCAUAUGUUGAGGACAUUGCGGAGGAAUACGAGGCAUACCAAGACUACGAGAUCCAUGAAUCUGAUGACGACAACAAGUCGGCGGCAGACCUGCCACCAGAGGCGCCAACACCGCCCCCAGCUGUCGAUAACAGCGUAAAUGUGUUUGACUUUCUCGUCGCCGCUACUCCCAAUGCCUCUAACCUGAACCUCCCGAGUCACAAUGAGGAGACGCAGCUAGUUCGUUUUGAAAAGGAGGCCAAUAACUUUGUCGACCCGACUGGCUACAUGGUCGACGAUGAGGACAUGGUACCUGUUCCCACCCAGUACGAGACGCCUGCUCCCAAGAGCAAGAAGUCCAAGGAUGGUGAGAAGAAGGACAGGAAGCGCAAGCGCUUGCACAUUGAGACCAACAGUCCUUUGGCCAUUGACAACGGACCAAGUGAUGAGAUGAUGAUUGAUGCGCCGCCGCCAGAGCUUCACUCGGGCCUCACUGGUGGACUUAAGGGGCUCAUGCGCCCUUCACAAUUCCCCCCAUCGCCCGACUACUCUGGGGGUGAUGGCGGCGAACAUUCACCAGCAAGCCCGAUCAAGAAGUCCAAGCAACACAAGUCAAGCAAGACCAGCCGCACGGAAUCACUCGGGAGCAAUCUCAAGGCUUUGAUGUCGGGCACAUCAAAGGCGAGCAAGGUCUCGAAGAAGCGAAAGCACUCAUCAGAACGAAAGGAGAAGAAGACGAAGAAGAAGCAUUCCAAGACGGACUCGGAGAAGGCCCCGAAACUGAUCGAGUACCGUCCCCAGGGUGGCGACGGCAACAGUGGCAAUGACCAAAUGGUGGUAUUCAAGCCCAGGUCUGAGCUCUUCCUGAGCAUGUGUACAAAGGACGAGAAGAGCGCACGAGGCUACAGCGUGAACAAGGCCUUGAAGCGCUUCCAUCGUGAGCGGCUGUCGUCGGAAUCAAGCUUGGGCAAGGUGCUGGAGGAAAAGGAGCUCUGGCGGUCGUUGCGGAUGCGACGUAAUGACCGGGGAGAAAUUGUUCUAUUUUCCAUCUAA
This is a messenger RNA of Pestalotiopsis fici W106-1, 1191 nucleotides long. RefSeq lists its product as uncharacterized. The record is from RefSeq and is a predicted model, not a curated record. The coding region runs from base 1 to 1191 and encodes 396 amino acids. The transcript has 2 exons. Lineage: Eukaryota; Fungi; Ascomycota; Sordariomycetes; Amphisphaeriales; Sporocadaceae.